UGUAUUAAAAGAAUUUCGAAAGACCGAAUUCCGACAUGUCAGGCACACCGUGUGUACAAUGUUCCAGAUGUCGUGGGGCAGACCUGUGACAACAGAGGAGGCCUUCCGUGUGCUGACCGUGGAGCGACAGUUCCUGCUGGAGGCGGCAGACCUGCUGGGGCGAUGGCGGCGCUCCGGAGCCGACUACACGCAGCUGGCGGAGGAGAUGAGGCGUCUGCAGGCGCGGCAUGAGCAGCUGUUGGCCACCGCAGCGGCGGGGCUCAGCGAACACAGUGGAAUCACCACUGACGUUACAGGGGCCCUGCGAGUAGAUCCUAUUCCUCAGAAAUUCGAUCAUCCAGCAAGCAAGGAGGGAGAAGCCCAGCCUCUGCCCAGCGGGGGCGUGCCUGGUGGGACAAACGACGCCUCGGACCCGACGGUGGAGGCCGGGCCCACGGCGGAGGUGUUGGACCUGCUGCGGGCGGAGGCGCCUUCUGCCGAAGACCUGCACCAACUGGCGGGGGAGUUCAAGCGCAUCUGGGCGAGUCACAAACUGCGCUUCGACCAAUUGGACAUCGACAAUGAUGUUUCCGGUGAACAAUGAUCGAAAGUAGAACUUAUUUGCAGUACACUAUUGGUCGAAAGUAUCCAGACAUCCUAUUAGCGGAUGUCAAUGUGUGGGUUGCCGACGCUUCGCCUUUAUGACAGCACGAAUUCUGGUGGUGACCGCUACAAAGAGAUGUCAGAAUUUCUGUGGAGGAACGGCAACCCCUUCAUUCUCAAGAGACUAUAACCGUCGUCGACUUGUUCCUUUUUGAAGCAAUAAAU
Molecule: messenger RNA, 807 nt
Organism: Schistocerca gregaria
Lineage: Eukaryota; Metazoa; Arthropoda; Insecta; Orthoptera; Acrididae
Exons: 2
Coding region: 59-583 (174 amino acids)
Source: RefSeq, a predicted model, not a curated record